UGUUGAGCCGCGCCGAGAACGUUGGGGGCGGACGCGGCGCUGUCGCGAUUGUGAUUGGCCGAUUGCCCUAGACAGUGAGGCGGGGCUCCGAAUUGUUACCUUGAGGUCAUACUGGAACGCCGCGCGCCGUUUCAGGGAUACAAACAAAACAGUGUACGUUUUUACACCACGCUGCAUUAUAAUAUCGUCCAUGGAAGGUUUAAACCAAGUAUUAUCAGAGUAUCCGCAACUCGGCAUUGCUGGGGGAGUUGGAGCCACGAUAUGCGCUGCUGGAGCACUCAUUUACAAAAUUGCAACGAGGAAGAAGCCAUCUCACAUCGAAGUUAAUUGCUGGUUCUGUGACCAGGAUACGGUGGUGCCGUAUGGAAACAGAAACUGCUGGGACUGUCCCAACUGUGACCAGUACAACGGCUUUCAAGAGAAUGGGCACUACAACAAACCAAUCCCUGCUCAGCACUUGGAGCAUCUGAACCACGGGGUGUCUGCCGGACUCGCUGUGCCAGAGACCCCCAAAGUUCUGCAGUGGGUUAAUUGCCAGAUGCUGCUGUGCAAGAAAUGCAAUAAUAACCAGACACUGAAGAUUAAACAGCUGGCUUCAUUUGUACCUAGGGAAGAGGAGAAAUACGAUGAAGAAAUUGAGGUUUACAAACAUCACCUGGAGCAGACCUACAAGCUGUGCCGUCCUUGCCAGACGGCUGUGGAGUAUUACAUCAAGCAUCAGAACCGGCAGCUCCGAGCCGUGCUCUUCAAUCACCAGCUAAGACGCAGCAGGGAGGCGGACAAGGCAUACGUGCAGAAUUCUUACACCCCCAACUUUUCAACUCCUGCCCGGGUGAUAUUUUUACGCAUCUUGGCUUUCCUUAGUUGCGUUUUCUUGGUGGUCUUGGCAGUAUACGGUUCUGAAGACCCCUUUACCCCGGCCAGCUCCCUGCAUUCUCCUCCCGCCCAGCCAAUGCUGAAUCACUCCAACGCGUCGGGGUCCUCGGAUGGGAAUGCCGCCGGUGGUCAGGGGGCUCCGGUCUGGCAGGAGCUGUUCAGUCUGGUUCCCCAAGAGGCUGUGGAGAACCUGAAAGUGGCAUGGGACUAUGGGAAGAGCCAUCAGAUGGCUGUGGUCUCUCUGGGCUUGUUCACAUGCUUAAUGGCUGUUUUUCUUGCCGGACGCAUCAGGCUCAGGCGUAUUGAUGCUGUGGCUUCUGUGCUGUGGCUCGCCGUGCUGGGUUUGCACCUGGUGGAGAACUACCUGAAGACGGACGUCCCCAGCUGGCUGGACGCCGCGAAAUUCAGCACCACCUCUCUGUGUUGCCUGGUAGGGUUCACUGCUGCCGUGGCAACCCGGAAAUCCUCAGGCCAGCGAAGAUACCGUGCACGAAGGUAUCUGUCUGGAGAUUCUGCGACAUCGUUCUACAGCGGUGACCCCGGGGUCCUGUCUCCAGCUCUGUCUGCUUCCUCCGUCUUCCUCCCCACACCGCCCCCCAUCCUCUCCCACCUGGUCAACCACCAGCUCUGCCACCGAGUGCGGAAGGCCUCCCCGUCCUCCCUGCCGGGCCGUCUGAACCGGGCACUGUCCCUGGGAACCAUCCCAUCCAUCACUAGAGCAGAUUCUGGCUAUUUAUUCAGCGGCAGUCGCCCCUCUUCACAGAUCUCUAACUGCAAGGACUCGCCUCCUUCAGAUUAUUUUUCCCUUAAAUCUGGAAGCCGCCCGUCCUCCCCUGGUCCCUCCCCAACGCCCUCAAUCGCGGGCUCGGUGACCUCGACCUCCAGCUCUGCACGGGGCCGGCGCCCCCUCAUCAGCCCUGCGCGCCUCAACCUGAAGGGGCAGAAGCUGCAGCUGUUUACAUCACACAGUGAGGCACUCCCCUCUCCCACGGCUUCAGAUGACACCAACAACACAAGGGGUCCUGUUUUUACACCUGAGCUCUCAGCCCUUCCAGCACACAACCACGAUGCUAAAUCCAUUCUCGAGGGAGGCAGUGUGUUCGAUGAACUUGAUGAAAAGAGGGGAAGUUCGUCCGGGUCCUCCACUUGUCUGGUGGACACUACGACUGGUGACUGCCCUGACAGUGGGAAAGGAUUGAAGGGGCUUCUAGGGAACUCCAUACUGCAAGGUCUUCUCUGCCUGAGUCUGACGGUGAACAUCAUCUACACCUCUGUGUACCUCUACCAGAGCUUGAGAUGAGUGAGAGCAUUCAGAAAGCCAACGCUGCUUCGAUUCUCCAGCCAACAUGUUCCUGGUGCUCGCUGCUAGAACCUCAACCCAAUCCAGGCCCACAAUGGCACCCAACGGACUCUGCAACCGCCUGCUUCUCCAAGACUCCUGGAACUCCUGGCUAGUGCAGGGGAUUUUAACUUUUAUUCUGUGCUAUGUAUUAUAGAUAAAUGAGUUUGGAAGUAAUUAGCAUGGAGGCAACUCUUAGAAAGCUGGUGGUGCUAGGAUGUGUGUUGUCUCCUGGUAUUUAAAAUACAAAGCAAUGUGCUGCUGUUACUGUAUUUGCAGUCACUAAUCGGGAUAUAGAAAUGUACAGUAAAUGUCAAUGGGGAUCAAACUUUGGAGUAUUUGUGUAGUACUUUUUGCGUGCGCAGUAAGAUGGUCGUUUUUGAAAUGUAUAUUGACAGCAAUUGUUUACUGCAGUCUUUAGAAAUGGGUCUAGGUUAUUUUCCUGCUUUUUUUAGUAGACUAGAAAGAAUGAGGACAAAAAACAAAACUUGAAUACAAAAUUUGAUGUUGUUUUGAAUAGCAUAUGUGCUUGUUAUGCUAGUUGGUCGCCAUGUAAAGAUUCAUUAUCUUGUGUACUUUUAAUGGUGCUCUGUUUAUAUGUAUACAUUAGAGCAAAUAGGCUACUGAGAGUUUUGCAUUACAUUGGAUUACUGGUACAUAAUUGCAACUAGAUUCCUAGUGAUUAUGGUGUGCUGUUAAAGGGCCAUUAUAAUAGUGAAUGUGAAAAAGAUAAAUAACAAAAUCUGGAUAAUUCUCACAAUGGCCAGGUAAAGUCAAAAUCAAAUAAAUCCGGUUUUCAAUUGCUCGUCGUUGCUCAGGGUUUGCUCUGUAACUUAUGCAUAUGAAUAUUUUGCCUGUGCAUUUCUCAAAAUUAAUCUGACUGUGAAAGUUGAGCUGAUCCGUAGUAAAUUUGCUUAAAGCUGUUCUGUUUCCUCUUUGUCACUGCCUCAAAUUCUGCAGUCGAAGUGGAAUUAGCAUGAUUCAUCUUGUAAAAAUAAAUCAUACCACUGCCAUGUUGUUUUAAUGUGCACUGGUAAAAGCAAGGCUUGUUCUGUGGGGAUGCUUCGGGAUUUAUUCAGCUCUAUCAGGUUUGAUAACAACACUGUCUCAUCUUUACUCAUUAAAACGGCACUCAAUUAUAACAUAGAGACGUCCAUCUCAGUCAUUGUGUUUUACAAUUGUUGUUUAUAGGUCUUCGUUUUUUCACUUAACAGAAUUCAAUACUUUUCAAUACUUAGGGUUUAGAUUUCAGUUGCACGCUUUACAAAUAAAAUACGUUUUUUUGUUUUUUUUUGUCAUGCCGAGUCUGCCAAACAAGGCACAGAGGCAUGCAUCACUACUGUAAUUAAGAAAUGAGUAAUUAUUUUUGAACAAGACUAUCGUGGCAUGCACAGAAAAACACAGCAUGCAUGUCUUUGUUGUCUGCUGUAGGUAAAAGGUGUGCCUGAGGGGAGCGAAUCUUGAUGGAUUCAACAGGAAAAGAUGAAGGUGCUUCGGUCAUAGUAUCGCUUGCUUAGAAGGGCUGAAAUUAUGCACAGAACUUGCAACAGGACUCCUUUUAACACAACUCAGCAUGUGUUUAAGGUGGGAUUUCCCCGUUGCUGUAUCUAAAUGACAAUAAGGAAUAGGUA
Messenger RNA from Acipenser ruthenus (sterlet), 3846 nucleotides. RefSeq names its product transmembrane protein 201-like. Bases 191 to 2176 code for a protein of 661 amino acids. NCBI's taxonomy places the organism in Eukaryota, Metazoa, Chordata, Actinopteri, Acipenseriformes, Acipenseridae. Gene Ontology annotation, biological process: nuclear migration along microtubule. The transcript has 13 exons. The record is from RefSeq and is a predicted model, not a curated record. Gene Ontology annotation, molecular function: lamin binding; actin filament binding. Gene Ontology annotation, cellular component: nuclear inner membrane.